Molecule: messenger RNA, 2229 nt
Organism: Rattus rattus (black rat)
Lineage: Eukaryota; Metazoa; Chordata; Mammalia; Rodentia; Muridae
Gene: Dmac2
Product: distal membrane arm assembly complex 2
Exons: 6
Coding region: 329-1150 (273 amino acids)
Source: RefSeq, a predicted model, not a curated record
AAAUCAAUAUUUUAUUUCAUAUAUUCAAAAUACCAUUUCAACAUAUAGUCGUUGAGUUGUUUAAAUUGUUGCGAGGUUUUACCACAGAAACGUUUGACCUUUGUCGUUUUCCACAUCUCAGUCCGAACCCAGCGUGUUUCAGUUGCUUACUGGCCGUGGCGCCUACCACACUACCCGGAAUUGGUCUUCAGUCCUGCCCGCCAAGAUUCCAUCACUUUUGCCAAGCACGUGGUCUCCAGGCCACGCUGCAGACUUCUCUACAGACAGACCUGUGGCUUCUGUGCCCCUCCCAAAUCUACAGUCAAACCUGCUCACAGCACCCAGGCCAAUGCCAGGCUCUCCAACUGCGCGUCUUCGGGUGGGGCAGUCUGCUGAAGGAGCACCAUGGAUUCUCAAACUUUGCUUCCUGCACCUGGGUGCCCGAGAAUGGCAUGGGAGAGCCAGGGGCACCCACAGCAUGAGUGGGUUGGCGACCCCAGACAGCAAUCAGGAGAAGAAAAGGACACUGCUGCAGUUCCUCUCAGACCACUUCCAUGACGUCCAGACUCUGAGAGAGUACUUGCUCCAGAAACAGAUCUCAAAAGUCAACAUGGAGAAUCGAUCCUACAGGAAGAUCCAGGAGAGAUACGGCCCAUACAUCACAGGUGCUCACUUCAUCCUGAAGCAGGGAGGCGCAGUGAAGUUUCAGGGCAGAGAUUGGAUCCGGCCCAAUGACCGUGGCCAUUCUAUUGCCGAGCUCCAGAAGGUGCCUGUGGAGGCUGUGGAUGCCAGUGGCUGUGCCAUCAACUACCAGGGCCUCAGUAACCUCUUGCCCCUGAAGGAGCUACGGUCCCUGUCCCUUCAGCGCUGCCCCAACUUGGACGACUGGUGCCUCAGCCGCCUCUACCUACUGGCUGGUUCACUGCAGGAGCUCUCUCUGGCUGGGUGCCCCAGAAUCUCAGAACGAGGCCUUGCCUGUCUCCACCACCUCCAGAACCUCCGCAGGCUGGACAUCUCAGACCUCCCUGCCGUGUCCCACCCAGGUCUCACUCAGAUCCUAGUGGAAGAGAUGUUGCCCCAUUGUGAGGUCCUUGGAGUUGAUUGGGCCAAGAGUCUGAAGCUGGGGCCAGACGAUCAACCUCCCGACACAUCUAGUCCUCUCUCUUCCUAGCCUGUGGCCUGGUUCUUGAAGAGUCUUUUGGGCUCUGUGGGGUGUCUGAAGUCUCAUACUCUGGCUUCUGGUAUAGUUCAUUCAGCACAGAGGAGCACGGGCAGAUAAGAAGACUGAAUCAAGAUGGACUCAGCUGCAUGCAGCUCCAUAUUUUCCCAUUAUUCCUGUUUGUCAAGAUUUCCCCCACUCUCCCCAUACAUGUUGACAGGCUAACAUGAGACUGUGGUAGUUCUUCCCGCUGCCUACACUGACUAAGGACCAGCAGCACCCAAGCCCCAUGGCAUUACCCACUGAUUUACUGACUUACACCUUCAAAUGUGGGUGUCCAAGUGUGUCUGCCUACCCACCCCGAAAUGGAGAUGAGAAAAUAUUCUCUUCACCUGGCACAACAGACUUGGUCAGUAGAGGGCGCUGGAGAGAAUCCAAAGUGAAGAGGACUGCAGGGACAGAAAGUGUACAGCAUGUAGCAGGGCAGUUCCCCAGCACCCAGACUGCUGGGUGGCCAGCAGCUUCCCCUGGCACCCCUGUUACCAGUGGCUCUGUCAUGACUCCAACACACCACUGAAAUGUGUGGUUCUUUAAACUUCCGCUGUUCACAUUACCCUGUGGCUUUCCCUCCCAGCUGGAUCCAGAUGGCCCCAGAUGCAAAGUUCUGGGGAUAAAGAGUCAAGAUGGGUCUGGGAGGUCUGGGUCUUCAUGCAUGGGCACAGCAGUAAGUUCCUUGCUGAAAAAAUAAACACAGGAUGCCAUAAAUCCUGUCAUGCAGGGCAUCCCAGACGACCUGCGGUGGAUGCCAAGCUGCCAACUGCAGCAUGUGCCAGCCGACAGCUGUGGCUGAAGAGAUGGCUUGGGUGCUGGCAUUUGGAGGAGGGGUGCAUGUGUCAGAGCUCCUGUGAUAACCCCAGAAGCUCAUUCAUGGAAUGGAGUCGGACUCAUAAUCAGGCCUUGUCCCUUGUCCCCACCCACUUCAAGGCUAUUUUGCCAAUACAAGGAACCACCAGAACCAUCCUAGUGAUAGCCUUGACUGGGCCCCAGCUUUGAAAGGAAUGCCCAUUAUUAAAGAUUUAUUUGUUCAUUUG